GUGAUUGUGACUUGUGAUCCUUGAUGACAAUGUAUUAUUCAUAGGGACUCUCUGGCGCGAGAAACUGACAUAUAAAGGGGGGCAUUGGACUCGAGGAAACAGGAGACAACUCUUGCUUAGAACCAACACAAUCUCUUCUUUAUCCAAAACCUACAUCGGUAUUCCGUUUGAAUCCCAUCUCAAUCGUAUCUUCAACUGUUCCGGAGCAAUAUGAAGAUCUCUGCUACAUUCCUCUAUACCUUCCUUGCCAUCACCACCCUGGGUGUCGCGAGCCCCACGGGCAACAACGCCGUCGCCGCCGAAAAUGUCACGCCUGCUUACGCUGAAGCCGAAUCUUUCUUCGAGAAGCGUAAGGGCUGUAGCGGCGAAAGGAAAGAUUCCGACGUCUGUGGCGGAAAGAAGCUCGCAGAACAACACUCGUUUCAUAACUGUAAGAGUAAAAAUAAGGGCAAAUGCUGCGCCAAGAAUUCAGACGGGACAGGAGGGAUCGACGUGAACAAGGGAGGUGGUGAAAAUUGUGGCUAUUGCUUCAGUGGCAAAUGCUCGGGCUGAUUAACCUCAGCAUAAGGACGUCUCGCAUGGCACCGGAAAGAGGAUGUCCAGGAAUUCAUUAUGUGGAGUGUCUUUGAAUUUGUGCUCUAGUUGGUGGUAGACGGUCAAUGUUUAACUCUACCAAACUCAAGUCUCCCCAUCUGUGUCCCUAGUAAAACAAUCCAUUUGAAACAGUGUCCACAUGGCUAAGCCUCGUACACCCGCGCCUUGUACGUAC
Aspergillus pseudotamarii is the source of this 769-nucleotide messenger RNA. RefSeq lists its product as uncharacterized. The record is from RefSeq and is a predicted model, not a curated record. The transcript has 2 exons. The coding region runs from base 211 to 552 and encodes 113 amino acids. NCBI's taxonomy places the organism in Eukaryota, Fungi, Ascomycota, Eurotiomycetes, Eurotiales, Aspergillaceae.